AUGGCACAAUCACUGGAUGAGAUAGUAUGGGAAGCUCCUCAGUUCUUCAUGUCAGGAGACCCAUUCUGGCUUAAUCUCCACCCAAACAAUAUACACUUCUAUUUCCACGAGUCGCCUUUCUUCGACCGAAUGUCCAACAAUAGCGCCAUUGAGACCCAAGCCAAAGUCGACCCGACUAAGAACUAUCUGCUGGCUGACCGCAAGCUGUUCGAGCAGGCCGUAAAAGACAUGCCAUCCGGGGGAUUGGAGUUCAUAAUUGUAUCGGAACCGCAGCAAUUGGCGAAUGGCAGCAGUAAUGAUACCUGGAUCAUGCAAAAACAGCACAGGAGCAAGACGCAUAACGAGCCUGAUGACGUGACGGUCAUGGGUCAGUGGCUCAUAGUGGGAAUUCAGAUCAUACAAGCGCCGUCAGUCUACGACGUGUUGGCGAACAGAUUUCUCGCGACAACACUCGCAUUGAAUAAAUUCAUGACUACGGCGGCGUCCUUACCUUCAUUCUCCCCGGCUGCCGGCCACUCCUACGUGCCGGUCACGACCAGGAAGCAAGGGGCGCCUUCUGCAGUGCAAAGCCGAGCCGGCUCUCCAGGGCCCGAAGCUCUCUCGCAGCCAACCGUGAUGAAACAAGGAGCACAGGCCCCAACGUCACAGAGGGCCGUCGAGCAGUCACUCUUCGACGCUUUGAUGUCAUCGAUUCGCUACGGCACCGAGUACAUGGACAAGAAUCCUUUGAACGGCGAGCCUGGUUCGUUUGUAUUCAAGUCGACGAAUGCACACAUCAAACAACAAGAGGAUGCUCAGGCGAAGGCGGCUGAGACUCUUAAAGCAAUGCAAGAAAGCACAGCGAUGACGGCGACGCAGACACCGAAAAGCCAGAUAGAAACGCAGAUAUUACAAGCGAAAAGGGGGAUUCCGGCUCUGGACAAACUCCGCACAGCUGGAGCCAAACCCAAACCAAGCAGAAAGAAAAGUAAAGCACCGCUCAGUCCGACUUGA
Molecule: messenger RNA, 993 nt
Organism: Pseudovirgaria hyperparasitica
Lineage: Eukaryota; Fungi; Ascomycota; Dothideomycetes; Acrospermales; Acrospermaceae
Exons: 3
Coding region: 1-993 (330 amino acids)
Biological process (GO): regulation of transcription by RNA polymerase II
Cellular component (GO): mediator complex; core mediator complex
Molecular function (GO): transcription coactivator activity
Source: RefSeq, a predicted model, not a curated record